Meloidogyne enterolobii is the source of this 825-nucleotide messenger RNA. Lineage: Eukaryota; Metazoa; Nematoda; Chromadorea; Rhabditida; Meloidogynidae. The record is from the annotation of a GenBank genome assembly.
AUGAAUACAAAAGCAAUACAAGAUGCAAUAGAUAGCUGUGCCACUGGUUCUCUGUCUUCAUAUGACUGUAAAAUUAGAAUCCCCAGAGGAACUUUCCUAACUGGAAGUUUAAUUUUAAAAUCAAAUAUGACUUUGGAAUUGGCAUCUGGAGCUGUCUUGCUAGGUUCCCCAAACAGUAAUGAUUAUCCAAUGAUUCCGAGAUUAAAUAUGCCUUCAGCUUUAAUUAACGUUAUUGAUCAAUUGCAUUCUCAAAAUAUUCGAAUUGUUAGUAGUGGUGGUACUAUUGAUGGUAAUGGAUGGAAAAAAGACACUACAAUAAUAGAUGAAAUUGGAAAUCCUUUACCUCAUUAUGUUCAAGGAUCAGCACAAACAGUUAAACAAUAUGGGGUUUUAGCUGCAAGUCAAGUAACAAGUAAAGACAAAUAUGGGAGUGCACGUUCUACAUUACUAUUAUUACUUGGAAUUACAAAUUUACAUAUUGGAGGCAGCAACCUAACCCUUCGAAAUCCAUCUAUGAUUACUAUGGCUAUUGGAAAUAGUCGUAAUGUUUCUGUGAUUAAUACUCGUUUUACUACUUUUGAUAUAAAUAAUGGCGAUGGAAUGGAUCUAGGCGAUGUUAGUAAUAUUCAAAUCUUAAGUAAUUUUUAUGAAACUGGAGAUGAUGCUAUAGCAAUGGGUACUGGACAGGGAAAAAGAUCUAAUUCUCCGCCUGUAGAAUUUGUUGUUAUUAGGAAUAACUAUUUCCGACACGCACAUGGAUGUUCUUUUGGUGGCAAUCUUGGAGAUUGGGUACAAGAUGUCCUUAUUGAGGUAAAAAAAUUCUAG